AUGUCAAGCGGAGCAGACGGGCUCCUCGGAGCGGUGGUGGACGAGGCGUGCCGAAGCGGGGAGGAGCAGGCGGUGCGUGAGGCGCUGGCCACCGGGUACGGGUGCGACUCGGCGUACAAGGGGUGGACGCCUCUGCAGAGGGCGGCGGCGGCGGGCCAUGUGGCCAUUACCGGUGCCACGGCAUUGAUGCUCGCCAGUGGCUGCGGGCAUGUCAAUGUGGUGAGGUUUCUGGUCAAGCAGACAAGAGCCGACGUCGAUGCCUGCAAUGACGAAGGCGCAUCUCCAUGCUAUCUCGCGGCACAGAACGGGCAUCUCGAGGUGGUGCGAUAUCUGGUUUCCGACGUCGGCGUGGAUCCACUCUCGCCGCUGCCGGACGGUACGUCGACGGUGUACAUUGCGGCUCAGAACGGCCACGUCGACGUCCUGCGCUUUCUCCUCGGCCAGGUUCCCGAGGCUGCCAUGGCCCGCCGGGCGGAGGGCGCCUUCCCGCUGCUUGUGGCUGCUUUUAGCGGCAAAGUCGAGGUCGCACGACUGCUGGUUGAGGAGCACGGGGCAGACGUUGACGAGUGCGACGCCAACGGGGUGACGCCGCUGUAUGUGGCGGCACAGAACGGGCACCUGCCGAUGGUGGCGUAUCUUGCAACCGACGCCGGCGCCGCGGUCGAGGCCGCCGACGUCAAGGGCAUCACGCCGCUGUAUGUGGCGGCGUACUCGGGCCAGCUGAGCAUUGUGCGAUACCUGGUGGAGAAGGCUGCCGCCGAUGUACAGCACGGGCGCGACUCGGGCGCGACGCCACUGUACAUUGCAGCGCAAGUCGGCCAUGCGCAAGUUGUCGAGUACCUAGCGACGACCGAGAGCGGCGGCGUGAACGCGAUCAAGAGCAAUGGCGAGACUGCGCUGCACACGGCAGCGCGGUACGGCCACCUACCGGUUGUGCAGUUUCUGGUCUCGCCUGCCGGCGGUGCCGACGUCGACCGAGUCCGGCGCGACGGCGCGACGCCGUUCUGGGUCGCAGCGCAUGCGGGGCGGGUCGACGUCGUCCGCUGGCUCGCUUCCGCCGCACAGGCUGACGUGCGGCGGCCGACGUGCGACGGGACAACUCCGUUUGCCGCGGCGUGCGCCCGCGGGCACGUCGCUACCGUUGCUUGCCUCGCCGUCGAGGUCCUUGCGCUCACACCCGGCGACUUUCCGGUCGACGCCACGGCGUACUCCCCGACAUCAUCCGGCCGUGGCAUGGUCGUCGAUGGGAGUGGGCAGCGGCUGUUUGGCGUGCUCUCGCGGGCGGCGCUCGAGCUGUACGCCGGCAUGCGGCUGGUCAAGCGAGUGCUGCUCUCGCGGGUCGAGGCCGUCACCCGCGACAGCGCCAGCAUACUUGUACGCUGCAUCGGCGGCGAGACCGUAGCGCUCGACGCCAGCAGUGAGGCCAACGCUGCGGAAUGGGCGGCGGCGCUCGACGAGGCGACUGGCCCCGGGCGGCUCGACUGGCGGCUUCAGGUCGCCGACCUAGUCCUUGACGAGACCAAGUCCGGGGUGUUGGGACGCGGCGCCUUUGGCGUUGUUCGUCGUGGAACGUGGCACGGUUUUCCGGUGGCGGUCAAGCAGCUGCACGAUGCUGAGAGUAUGGGCCAAGCGGCGCGGGCCGAGUUUGUGCACGAAGCCGAGCUCAUGGCCGGCUUGCGGCACCCGAACGUGGUCCGCUUCAUCGGCGCCUCACUCGACGCCGACUCUCCAUGCCUGGUAACCGAGCUUCUGGAAGGUGGCUCGCUGUACUCGCUUCUCCACACGAAGCGGAGCUUUGCCGUCGACUGGCCGCUUGUUGUUCGCAUCGCGAGCGACGUCGCAGCCGGCAUGGCCUACCUCCACGCUUGCGAGCCGCCGGUUGUUCACCGCGACCUCAAGUCGCCCAAUGUCCUCCUUGACCGCAGCCUCCGGGCCAAGAUCGCCGAUUUUGGCCUGACCAAGGCCAUUGCCGAGACCGGUGUCCACACAACUGCCGGAACCGCUCGCUGGGCCGCACCCGAGCUCCUCCGCAACGAGGCGUACGGCCACAAGGUCGAUGUCUACUCGUUUGGCGUUUUGCUGUGGGAGAUGUGUACGCGGAGUGUGCCGUACCGCGAGCUCGACAACAAUCAAGUCAUCUUCCGCGCCCUCCGCGGCGGCGCACGGCCGACCAUCCCCGACUACGUCCCGCCCACACUCGCCGCACUGAUGUCCGAGGCCUGGGCCGAGGACCCGACCGUGCGUCCAGCCUUUGUUGACAUUGUCGCCCGCCUCGACCUCGGCGCGCCGUCGGUGGCUGCCAGCUCGGGAGGCCCUGCCGUUCCUGACGGUGUGCCAGGCACUCGUGCCCCGCGUGGUAUGCUCCUCUCGUCAUCGUCGUCGUCCGAUGCCGACGAUGAUGGCCAGGCCGAUCCUGCCGACGAGAGCGAUGACGACAACGACAGCGACGACGAGCCACUGCUCCGCACCGUUGUCCACUUCUCCGCCUCAAAUAGCGGCGCCAGUCCGGAUCAGGGCUCAUCAUCGACGGCCGCACCUCGCGGCGGUUUUGACAUCAGCGUCAUCUCGUCCUGGCUCUCGUUUGACGUAGCCUCGUGGUGGGCGGGCAAGAGCUGA
This is a messenger RNA of Thecamonas trahens ATCC 50062, 2616 nucleotides long. Its product is annotated as TKL/RIPK protein kinase. Gene Ontology annotation, molecular function: protein binding; ATP binding; protein kinase activity. The coding region runs from base 1 to 2616 and encodes 871 amino acids. Gene Ontology annotation, biological process: protein phosphorylation. Gene Ontology annotation, cellular component: cytoplasm. Lineage: Eukaryota; Apusomonadida; Apusomonadidae. The record is from RefSeq and is a predicted model, not a curated record. The transcript is spliced from 3 exons.